This is a messenger RNA of Penicillium subrubescens, 1248 nucleotides long. Its product is annotated as amidohydrolase family protein. The transcript has a single exon. The coding region runs from base 1 to 1248 and encodes 415 amino acids. Gene Ontology annotation, molecular function: hydrolase activity, acting on carbon-nitrogen (but not peptide) bonds. The record is from RefSeq and is a predicted model, not a curated record. Lineage: Eukaryota; Fungi; Ascomycota; Eurotiomycetes; Eurotiales; Aspergillaceae.
AUGAUCAGAAUUGCGGCUCUAGCCUUGGUGGCAUCACUCCUUGCCUCUUCUCAGGCAUGUUUAACGGCGCAUAUUGCAAGAGCUACCAAAGAUUCCACCUCGAGCAACUGUGUUAGCAGCUCUGUUUCAGCAAACAGAAAAUUCGCCAUCAAAAAUGCGGAGGUUUUCAAUGGGAGUGGGUUCCAAAACGCGCAGACAGUCAUUGUCAGCAAUGGUAAAAUUGUUACUAUUGGCGGUAUCAUUCCCGCUGGGAUCAACACCAUAGAUGGGACAGGAAAGUUUCUCAUUCCAGGUCUCAUCGACAACCAUGUUCAUCCUGCGAGUUGUAGCAAUUUGGCAGAACUUGCUGGGUACGGUGUUACUACUGCAAUCAAUAUGGCUUGUCUAAACUACACAACGUGCUCCCAGCUCAAAGGUCAACUCGGUACGACAGACUAUAUUAAUGCGGGUGAAAUUGCUUGUGGUACUGGCAGCGUUCAUGCUACUGCUUUUGGAGUCCCAUUGGCAGAAAUAAUUGGGCCAGACACAGAUCUCUUGGCCUUGGUUGACUGGACUUUCGGCACCGGAUCCAAUUUCUUCAAGAUUGUGGCUGAGAACAAAGGUCCAACCGUGAAGCAACAGGCCACUAUGGUACAACUUGUUAAUCGACAUGGUAGUUUUGCAGCUACCCAUGCAACAUUGAUAGAGCACUGUGAUCAAGCCAUUCGGUCAAAGGCCGAUGGUAUCCAGUACACUUCCCCAGAUGGUCUGCUGUCAACAGCUCAGAUCAGUCAAAUUCGCAGUCAGGGCCAAUUUGUGACCCUAACAAUGGAGUUUUACCGGCUUGCAUUUUCGAACCCGGCUCUGGCGCCUGUACUUGGCUUUAAUGCAUCCUGCAACUACUCCAACACCCAGACCAAUUUCGCCAAUAUGCAUGCUGCUGGUGUUUCCAUUGCGGUCGGCACAGAUUCUGUUGGCAGCCUUCCAGGGGUCAUCAAUUACCCCUUCGGUCGGUUGCUCCACUGUGAACUUCAGAACUUUUUAGAUGCAGGAUUUGGCAAUGCCGAGGCCAUUCAAGCGGCUACUGCAGGAGCAGCAAAGCUCUACAGACUGUAUGACCGAGGUUCCAUUGCCACCGGGAUGCCGGCAGACCUUCUUCUGCUCAACAGCAAUCCCCGUCGAGAAUAUCACUGGGUAGGUGGAGUACCGGUUGGUACUAUUACUGCGCAAAAGGGCCAGAUCUGCGAUCCGACCUCGCUUGGUUUCUGA